Daphnia pulex (common water flea) is the source of this 1248-nucleotide messenger RNA. RefSeq lists its product as uncharacterized. The record is from RefSeq and is a predicted model, not a curated record. The transcript has a single exon. Bases 1 to 1248 code for a protein of 415 amino acids. NCBI's taxonomy places the organism in Eukaryota, Metazoa, Arthropoda, Branchiopoda, Diplostraca, Daphniidae.
AUGUAUAUGGAUGAUUUAUUGAAAGCCGCCGACAGUGAAGAAUUAGCCAUUGAAAACGCGAAAAAUAUCCGAGACGGCUUGGCGGAAGGCGACUUUCAUCUGACCAACUGGAUCUCCAAUUCACCGAAACUUGUCGCAGCUCUUCAACCAAUUGCAGAUUCUACCGUGGAGGCAACAUGCAGUUUAGCUUCGGACGAAGUCGAGAAGUUGCUGGGAAUCUUUUACGAGCCUAGUACCGACGAUCUGACCUUCCGAGUGACCGGUGCGGAUGAAGUGGAAUGGACGCGUGCUGGAUUACUCAGCAAAGUGGCAGCCGUUUAUGAUCCGUUAGGCCAUGCAGCUCCUCUGAUUGUAAAAGCGAAGAUUAAACUUUGCGAAUUAGGCAUCAAAGGCUUGAACUGGAAGGACGUCGUGACCGGAGAAGAUAAGUCAUGGUGGCAACGUUGGUUCAGCUCGCUGAAACAUUUAAACAGCAUCCGGAUGCCAAGAAACCUUCAACCGAACAAAAAGAAUAUCAAGAGCAGUCAACUCCUAACGUUUUGUGAUGCAUGCGAAGAGGCCGUUGCAGCUGCAGUGUAUUUGAAUACUUCCUACGAAGACGGCUCCUCAAAUUGCCGAUUGGUGAUGGCGAAAACGAAAUUGGCUCCGCGUAAAACAAUUUCCAUUCCUAAAUUGGAACUUAAUACUGCUCUGCUUGGUGCAAGACUUUCCAGGUACGUGGAAGAGGCGUUAAACCUUCCGUAUCUCACCCGACUAUUCUGGACAGAUUCGAGUACCACCCGGAAUUGGCUACGCGCCGUUGCUGCUCACUACACUCCAUUUGUCAGCCAUAGAGUUGGGGAAAUACAAUCUCUCACCGACCCGAGCGAAUGGAGAUUUGUACCCGGAAAACUAAAUAUUGCUGAUGUCGCAACGCGGUCGCUUCUCAUCGAUGAAGAACCGAUUCCGCCUGGCUGGUUAGAAGGUCCAGAUUUUCUGAAACAACCAAUCAAUUUGUGGCCAAAGGAUCUACCCUGGAUGGCUGUUUCCGAAGAGCGACGUGCGGCCCAUACUCAACAUGCGACAAAACUUCCGUCAAAUUAUGAUUGGUCAAAGGUGAAAAUUGACUCAUCCAAACUCUCUCAUUGUCUAAAGAUGGAAGGCCCGUUUAAGGAGUUGAUGCGUCGGUGUCAAGAAGAGGAAUUUAAUGAAGAUAUCCAGCAACUCCGUGACUUCAAGACAUCGAGACAUCGAGACUUCAACAAUUGA